Molecule: messenger RNA, 7825 nt
Organism: Porites lobata
Lineage: Eukaryota; Metazoa; Cnidaria; Anthozoa; Scleractinia; Poritidae
Source: the annotation of a GenBank genome assembly
GCUUAUCGUUCAUGAUGCAAAGGAAUAGAAACGCUUUUAGAGAUCUGUGGUACUUGGCUUACAGACUUAUGAUCGUCUUUGGUAAGUCAAACCAAUUAUAUCCCCCAUAAGUUUAAAGCAAAACAGUAUCUCUUCAGCAUUUUUUACCGGGAGAUAAACACACGUAAAACUCACAGUCACUACGUUAAAACUGUAAUUUACAUCGUAAAAUUUUAUCGUUAAUUAUAAGUUUAUGAUCAGAGCCCAUCGUCGACACGAGACAUCUCCUUCCCAAUCAAAAGUUUCAUUUCAGUGGAUUAUAAACGAGUUUCUGGCCUGUGAUUUAAAUGAUACGAUUGAUUUUGUAGUUUUACCGCAAGUUAAAAUAUUAUCACUACCAAAGUAAUUUACAGAGUUGUAAGCAUAGUGUGAAGACUAAUCCAAUCUCUUUAACGCGAUUUAAAUUUAUUUCUAUAUCUAUUUAUUUAUUUAUUUUUGUACCGUUUGCUUUUGACGACAAAACGGAUAAAUAUAAACACUGUUUUAUUGAAUUUCAACGUGAAUGAGUUGCGCAAUUACCUCAAAUUACUUCUGGCGGGAAAAUGUGACAUGUAUAGUAACGCAAUGCAAAGGGGUUUUUCCCUUGGCGCUUGAAAACUGAUUUGCAUAUUUUGCUUCGCCUUAAUAAACCUGACCGGCUCCUGGUUUUAAAACUUCCACUAAUAAAAUCUAAAUUGAUAUUUUUCCCCUGUUCUCUUUGAACGUCGAAACAAUUAUCGGCGUUUUACAGGUUUGAAAACUUUUGUACGAUAUCGAAGGAGAUGGGGUUUUUCCUACUCCUUACAACUUAAAAGUUUUAAUAAUAAUAAUAAUAAUAAUUUAUUCAUUUAUAGUGUGCUUUUUAACAUGCUAGGUGGUCAAAAGCACAUUACAACAAUAAAUAACCUAAAAACUAUACAAAUAUUAGAAGUAUACAAAUAUAUUUAAUAUCUAAGAGAUAUUGCCAGAACACCUGGUAAUAUACAAAUCCAUUGUAACAAAAACAGACGUUUUCCCCCCUUUCUAAUGUACCGCAUAGUCCAAAAAAACAUAUUCUAUCGAAUACAUGUAAGCAAAGCCAUAAACAGUCGAAUUACACUUUGAAAAGACACUUAGACUCCUUUUUUUAAGUACGACGCUUUUUGAAGAACUUAAGCAUCCAUUAAAGGCAACAACUGUAAUUUGAAAAGUGUCAAAAAUCAUCAUCAUCAUUACAAUAAUAAUAAUGCACGGCAUUUUGAUGUUCUUCACACUGAUUAACUUUGAAAAUAAAGCAGGUCUUUCUAACAGAAAAUGGUGCAAAAAUACUUGUGGAGAAAUGUUUAUUUGCAUUGUCACAUUAUAGGAUUUUGCCUAAAGUUUGAGAAAGCUAGAGCACAGAGAUGCCAAACCCCCCUCCACCCCCCGCCCACCCUUCCGCUCCGGAAAUUUAGGAUGUUAUGUCAAGUCUGACAUGUAGGAGAUACUAUGAAAAUUCGCCAUCAUUGUUUUGAGGCCAGAAAUAAUCUUUGUCAGUGACUAAAUAGGUGCAAAAUGCCCCAGACACCAUGCUAUGAAUAAGAAAAAUUCAAGUUUUGAGCCAAAAAAUGAGCUAAAUUUCCAACUAAGGCACAGAAAAGCUCAAAAGAUGAUUUUAUAAGGGACAUAAAGCGACCCGUACAGGAGACCGGGAGAUUGGUGUCGUAUCCCGGACACUCCUGGAUAAUCCGGGAGGGUUGGCAUGUAUGAGAGUACAACAUUAUUUGAUUUUACUUCUUUAACCCUACAUGUAGUCCCCAAGUGACCAGCAUCCAUUUUCUCCCAAUAAAUUCAGUACAUAACCAACGGGAAAGGUUACAAGAAUUUUAAAAUACAAAGAUCACCAAAGGGAAAAUGCAAAGAUCUUUUAUCAAAUUCUCUCAACCAAUUCUUUAAGGAAAUGCAUUGAAAUCAGCAGUCUGGAGAAUUUGUAUGUGGAUAUCAGGCUUAAAGGGUUAAUACUGGCCCCAACAGAGACAAAACAAGUUGAAAAAAAUACAGAAAAUCAUUAUAAAUGUGGUAGAAACAUUGUGAGUUAACGAUGUGAUGGUGUUACCAUUUUACAUUAUCCGCAGACAAAAACAACACAUAAUAGCUUUUAGAACCUAUAACACAAGAGAAGCAUGCAUAAUUAACAAAGAUUGUCUGUGGCAAUUGAAUCUGUGUUUAUUAUGCAAGCUGUGUUUUUGCUUUUUAUAUGUCACACAUUAAAACAUGCCUCGGUCUAUAAAAGUUUCAAAAGCAUACCAUACAUACAGUGCAUACCAAACUUUAUUUAACUUUGGAUUUUUGAGUAGCCGAAGGCUAGUAACGCUGAUGAAUUACACAUUAAGGGAAUAUUGAUUGACAAGAUUCAAAGUCCCUCAUAAGAUAAAAGAGCUUUCCAGUACAUGGUAAGCCCAAAUUCAGGAUUCAAGCAGGUCCAUUCAGACACUCAGUGGAGGGGGUGUUGAAACAAAUGAUAGUGAGUUUACACAAUAGGACAGCAGGAAGAAGAGGACAGCACAACACUUGUGUGUGACAAUGUGAGACGGCUAUUACUCUGACAGGGUUCUCAUUAAGUUUGUAGUGAACUAAGGAAGACGUUUGCCGGAAAAAUCAGGCUUUAAUCACCAAAUCUCAUUCCAUGCAACAUGGCGGUAAAACUACAACCACGAGGAUUGCAGGCUCUUAUAUAAGGACAAAUAUCACUACAUAUACACUACACGAAUUAUCACAAAACUAGAAGUUCGAAUGUUCCUAGUUCAAAGCUCAGUUCGCAAUGUCAUUUACCACAAAGUUUUAAAGUAGACAGCUAGGAUUUAAAAGUAGGCGGCUCGCCAAUUGAGUUUAGUAGGCAAUUUCAGGCUUUCACUCUCUCACUAUAUCCUAUUUCUCCAAAAAGAAGACGGCUCAAACCUCCAAGUGGAUGGGUUUUUUAGCUGGAUGAAAAUCCUGAUUGCUUGCGUGUUUUGUCAGCAUCUUCACUCAACACCAAUCUUCUCUGGUCCUUUACAAAAAGAUCUGUUUACAGCGAAAUUCAUUGUAUCACGCUGCGCUUAUUGGAAACUUCGCAGGGAUUUGGGGUUUUUCUGAGUGUUCCGUCAACAUUUUAGUGAAGGCGGGAUUAAUGCAAAUCACAAUGUGAUGUGCUUGGCCAGCUUGGCUGAGAAUGACUCGUAGACUGCUCAAGAAUAGCGAAGGAAAUCGAGAUGGUGGGUGGAUUUUUUGUUGAAGGAAGGAGGCAGACAUUGCUUUAUUUUUGCAAAUGCCAAGAAAUAAAAAAGAUCACAAAAAUCUGCGAAGCAACCUUAACUAGUCGAUUACCGGUAUUGCCUGAAACAGGUGAUAACAAAGCAACAAACCUUGAAACACCAAACAAACAAAACGGAUCAAAAUCCACCAAUCACAAAUCACAAACCAUAACCUUUUGAACUCAUACAAGUAAACAAAAGGCAUGUGUUUCCUAAGAGGUCCGCUAAGAUGAUUGACGGAACCGAAAAACCCAAAGAUCCUUCGAAGUUUGCAAAACGCACAGCGCGCUACAACGAAUUUCGCUAUAAAGGAAAGUGAAGCUUGGCGAAAUGUUCGAGUGUUCCAAACAAAAUUAUUGUCAUGCUUGUCACACACGAUUUGCCCUCUUCUUUCCUCGCCCGUCCUCUUGCGUUAAAGUUCACUACUAUCCCAAUGAGCCAGUUUGCUGGGCAAAGUCCUGUCUGCUGUGAUUGACCAAUUAUAACCUUUGAUAAAAUUACUGGAUUUUUACGCCAUGGGAAUUUUGGGCUUGAUUUUACUGAGCAGUUUAAUAGUUCAACAGUUACUUUUCACUCGAAGCAAUAGCUCCUCCGUCCACAACUGUGCUCAUCUUCGUUUGGGAUCAAAAAAAUUAAAUAUAUAAAUCUGUUUUCAUACCUUCGUGCGCUAUUGAUUCCUGUUGCUUCCUGUUGUUGCUCCCAGACGUGUCACAAUAGCGGACAGCGAGUACAUUUCUUCUGAUGUUAAAGAUCCAUCUGCCUGCUUUCCCUUUGUUAGCGCUCUUUUGCAAGUGUCAUCUCAGAGAUAAAUAUAUUUUCCUUCCAGAACUUGUUCAGUCCAGUCAGUAUUUUUCCCCAUUUUUAAGUGCCCAUGAAACAGAACAAGGUCGAAAACAAACCUUCAAAGAAAGUUGUCCGCCAUUUUUAACUGGUCGUCCAGGUGGACUGGGUCCUAGGUUUAAAUGUAGCAAGUGUUGCAAUAUUGGCUGAUGAGUUGAAAAAAUAGCGCGAAAUGUAAAAAUUACACUAUUUUCGCCCCAAUGAAUGGCCUGAACAACCCAAAACGGAAAAAUAAGAGGAAAAGAGAAAAGUAGAGAGAAAAAUCUUCCUUUGCAGCAGCAGCAGACAGAACUUAUGAUUUAUUCAUUUUUUGCCGCCUUUUGCCCCUUGACUUUAGCUUCCUAAAAUGCAGACUUUGUUGACUUGGUUGAGGUUACCUGACGAGUCAAAGGUAGGGGGGGAGGAGGGUUGGGGCGAAAUAGGUUCUUGUUGUUGCGGAAACAUCAGGUUUGUUCUAGUGUUUGAACUAUGCCUUGACACCUUUUUUUUAUCCUAUCUUUUUAAGGGCUGACACAGAGUGAUGAAAAACAGAAAACUUUCCAUGAAGUAAAACUCGAGCACAACGCAACUCUGCCUUGUCCUGUUUUACAAGAAGUAGUUGAGAAAGGCGAACUUUUUAAAUUUGUGACUUGGAGUGUUUGUACUUCGAAAGUCAGCUGCGAUGGAGAGGAGCCACGUUGGAAGUAUAUAGCGGGAAUGAACGCACGCGGAGGAACCGAGAGUAAACAAAAAGGAAUUUACAUGUUACAGGAUGGUUCGUUGCGCAUAACGAAAGUUCAAAUGAAAGACGUUACCACAUAUCAGUGCAAAGUGACCCCGCCAAACGGGACUGAUCCAACGGAUCAUAAUAUCACAUUGUUUUUGAAAGAACAAGGUAAGAUUUGUAUCAAUCCUUUUUUUCUUUUUUUCUAAACGAGUGAAGUACUGGCUGCGAUAUGCGACCCCAAAGCUUCUCGGAUUCGUAUGGAGGGACAGCAUGGUCAACAAACAUGGCACACUAUCUGGCAUUAUGAUUCCUGUGUUCCACAUCGCACUAUUAAAUAGUUUGAGAAAUGAUUCCUAAAGACCCUAACUGCACCAAGUACAGUCCGUAUGUCAUCUUCGCUCAGAAUAACUGGAGAGUGUCUUUGACUGGUUGCUUACAGCUGUCCGCCUUGUUUUUUUAGUCCCUCUCCCCGCCUCAACCACCCCUAACACUAGACGAGAACGUUUUCUUCUCAGAUCAGCUCGGCUGAUCUUAUUUCUUAGGCAAGGGCUAGGGUCGUUUAAAAAAUUAUAGAAUCUACUGUCAGAACUACCGCGAUGAGAAAGGUUUUGCUGGCUCAUGAUCAAUUAUCUACAAUAUCUGUGUAUUGCUAGUUAUUUAUCACUAUUAAUAUCUCCUUACCUCUUGAUUUUUUUGAUAGAUUUUCCUGCAGCAAACCAGACUAACAAACAGACAAGAUCAACAACGAGUCCUAAAGCAACAAAAGGUAAUACAUGUACACAAUAUACUCAACAUAUACUCAUAAUUAAAGUAACUUUGAUUUAUUCAUGUUAUUUACAAACCGGUAAAUGGUUCGGCGAUUUUUUUGUACUAUAGAUAUAGCUAUAGGGAGCUGGAAAAGCCUGGGUCCUCAGAAUCUCGCCACUUUUAACUAUUCUCAAACUGAAGAAGACAAGAUGUGUGUGACCUUGGCCCUGCCCACACGUAUUCGCUUGUGUUUAAAAAAGUGAUUUUUUUUCCCUCCCCGUUUGAAAAAAAAAACACUUCUACACGUUGCGUUUUUGUAAAGUCUUAGCCCGUCCAAAAGAAAACGCAAUACUGAUUGAAAUUUUGGUCAGCAACGAUUUUUAAUCUUUUUUUUUUCUCUUUUAUUCCUUAGCUUCUGAAGGAAUCCCCGACUAUGUGUAUGGAAUGGUUGGAAUAAUAGUUAUCCUUGUUUUACUUUUGGCGGCAGCUAUGGUCUACAUAAGGCAUCAAAAACGAAUGCUGAAUGCUCGCUCAAAUGCAUAGAGGGGCUCUGCCACGCGGACAUUAAUGUAGGUCAAUUUUGUGCUAUAAUAGGCAUUGGGCGCGUGCCAUUUCUCAUGUAUAAAGCUCAACAGAAUCGGAGUCAAAAGAUUCAAAAUGCGUCGGUUUUCUUCCAACUAGGCAUAUUCUGUCGUCUAUUUUCUUGUGAAAACCAGAUUGUCAGCAUCAUCACAGGGCGCUGGGGAGUUAUGUUUGACCUUGGUUCAAGUGUUAUUCCAGUAAAGCUUGGAGCGAGAACUGCCUUGCUUACAGCAUAAUACAAAAAAACGUGUCCGAUGGAAAUGUCAUGCGUAUUGGAGAACUUACGCAAGACGAUGAGAAUUAUUGUCGAGAAGAAAAACUUAAAUCCGUUUUAUUCUUCUGAUAUGGCUGCGGUCAUCGCUGUAGGUGGUUUUCGAUAGCACAGAUAUCAGAGACGUUGAACAGAAGCUGAUAAGGCACAAUCCCCAGAGCCUUCGCUACUCUUGAGCAGCGGAACAGGCUUGGCGCUGACCAAAGGGAUCACAGACGAGAUUGCUAUCGUAUGACCAUUAAAGGGUGAUUCGCGCUAUGAAUUUAACGGCGAUCUAGGUCAUGCAUAACACCUCCGCGCUCUCUGAGUCACAAGGAUCUCCCUCCCUUGUACCGUAGGUCAUUACGCAGCCCCCUUACCCAAUAGCUCUGUGGUGGUGAGGUAGUGCUGCGUGAUAAACAAAGUAAAACCCGCUUAGUAAAAUACUAAAAAACACACGCGAAAGAGUAAACCAAUGACAAACAUACACUGUUCAAUUCCACGCUUUGAGACGAGACUGGUUUCAUCUGCUUGAGACGUCUAUAAUCUGCAGCAAGCGACGAAGUCAUAGGUGGGGAUAGCAAACUCUUUUUGCGACUCCGUUGAGUUGAUGAAUAAUCACCAGAUCGUAAGGCUUUAUCUUUGCACCUGAUUUGUGCUUCGACUUCGUGGCUAGUAAGCCAUGCACCCUUUAAACUUCCUCCACUACUUCUUCAGAAUUGAAGAGUAGGAAAAAUCUAAAGUAAUACUGAAUAUAAGCUGAAUCAGUCUCAGCAAACAGGCAUAUUCGAAAUUGAGGUCAAUAACCAAAAAUUCAAGUGUAAUUUACAAGUAUGGCGAUUGUUUUUAACCUCGAAAACAAUUGCUCCACUUGUACUGAUUACAAUUGUAAAAGGUUUAUUGAUUUUUUUCUCCGAUGUUUUAAACAAUGUGCCCAUUGAGAAUUUUUAAUUUGUUUUUGUAUGUAGCUAGGACUGGCCCAUUGACCAGUAUGUGGGUCCAAUUUCAUGGAAUAUAAUUGCUGUAAUCUGGAUGUUACUCGAAACAAUUUUAUCAUUGACUGAGCAAAUAAUGUCAUAACACUUAUUUAUUUUUUGAUUAUUAAGGAAUUUCACCCCCAAAAAAUGUCUUUUGUAAAUGUUUUUUAAGUGUAAAACUUGUAAAUAAUACUCUAUUUAUAUUAGCUGAAGAUAAACGAAAGACAAACGACUGUGAAAGGAGCAAAAGUGAGACAACAUAAGUUUACUUAACAGGUUGAUCAAUCAAUCGUAAUUAAAAUAAAAGGUGUAUAUUUUGAAAAGUCGACAUACUUGGGCUUUCCUUAUUCUUUAUAGUAGACUGAAAAAACUAGUAACUUAAAUUCUCAAAUUAAUUGGUAGUUUGUCUAAAAUUUGUUUUCAUGCUAAUAAAAUAAAGAACAUAUAUCUUUUU